Molecule: messenger RNA, 1947 nt
Organism: Stereum hirsutum FP-91666 SS1
Lineage: Eukaryota; Fungi; Basidiomycota; Agaricomycetes; Russulales; Stereaceae
Exons: 2
Coding region: 1-1947 (648 amino acids)
Source: RefSeq, a predicted model, not a curated record
AUGUUGCUUCGGAUUCUACCCGACUCCAAGGUCCCCAGUGUCCUAUUUACACUUUCCUUUCCUCACCUUCCCCUCGAUCUCCCAUGUCCGCCAUCUUGGAACGCCUAUCUGCAACGUCUUGCCGUAGAGGAGCUCGAGCUUCCCCGUGAUCUUCAUUCCCUGGAUAAGGCGGCGUGGAUCUCAACUAUAUUGGCUGAGGUCACUUUUGAUAUGACGAGAGGAGUUGUUCGGGCACUUUUCAUCGACGAGACCGUCCAGGAAUGGCCUCUGAUGGAUAAGACUUGUUUGAUCACCUUGGAGGGUAUCCUUAAGGAUGUCAACUUGUCGACUAUGGACUUUUCUGCACCUAAAGAGAGGGCUGUCGAGAAACCGACCGAGACCCGACCACCCACACCUUCAAAGUCUGUGAAGCACAAGAAGCAAAGGUCGUUGCUAGCGUCCCUGGUAGCUCUGGUCUCCCUACCGUCGUCUUCGUCAUCCUCUCGUUGCUCUUCUCCGCCUCCCGAGUCUCCCGCUCCAUCCAUCCGACCGCUCCCCUCAUCUGCUCCAUGUUCUCGCCCAAGCUCUCCUCCUCCAUCGUCGGAUCCCAUAGUCUCCCAGCGGAUCCUCCGUCGUCGUGCACGAAUUGCCCUCAUGGACGCUUACCGCCGUUUCAUCGUCUCUGAGCUGAAAGAGCGUCUCCACCCUUCCGGCUACUCGGCAUGGAUAGUCAACUCCAUGCUACGGCGCGCUUCCGACCACAUGUCUGCUCUAGUCGACCAAGCGGGUGGCGCUGUACCCGAUUUACGGCAGUUCUUGCCGUUCCCAAUGGACGAGGGCGACCCGAUGGGGAUGUACCAUGAGGACUCGCAUCACUUUGAGAGUCAGACGCAGGUGGAUGAGGCUGCUUUGUUCGAUUGUGAUGAGGAGAGCGGGGAUGGCAGGAGUUUGAGCACGGAUACGGACGGGUCCUCGGUUCAUACACCUUUGCAUACGCCAACCUCGUGGAGACAGAACUCGAUCAGUUCUUGGAGUGCCCGUUCGGAUGCAGAUGCAGAUGGAGAGUUCGCCACAUCGUCUUCGUCGUCUGGACCACCGCGCUCGCCUUCGCCACCCGCGUUCACGCAACAAGAUAUCGAUACAUAUGUCGGCCUCACGAGACAAUCGCUCCAUCUACGCAGGCUACUUGUGCAUAUGGAUGUAAUGCAGAAGGCCGUAGAGUCGGAUACGAAGCAGCUUUUGACGGUACUCGAGAUCAAGUCCAAACGAAGGGCGUGGUCGAAUCGUCAAUUCUGUGGCGGAGCGGGCAUGAAAGACUUGGGGCUGGGCCAACCAUUCAGGAGCUCUCCUUUGGUUCUGUACGAACCCAUUGGCGCGGCCGGCAUGACAAACAGUCAGGUCGUAAGAGCGAACAGGGAGAGAAGGUACCCUUCUGCCUCAGAACUGUUCCCGAUGUCACUGUCGCCUUCGCCUUCGAAUGAUGACUAUGAGGGAAGCUCGGUAACGAGCUCGCCGAAGGAGGGUGGUUUGACGCUGGAGGUUCCUCAUCCGAGGAUCAGGUUGAGGACGAAGAGUAUUGAGCAGUUGAAGGUCUUGGAUCAGGGUUUGGAGAACGAUAUGAAGGACUCGAGGAUGCCUUCGCCUCCACCUCUUCCGGUCUCUCCCCCGUCCCCGUCGCGGAGUCCUUUACCAUCUACUACGAAUCCCGGUCACGGCCAUGCUCAUUCCGCAUCUCUGCCGUUUGUGGCUGCGCCGGUGCCACAGAAACCGGAGAGACAUAUGUUGUUCGAGCCGGACUUUCAGAUGGGUGGUGGGAGGGCGAGAGGUGAGAUGCUGGAGAUGCCGUUGGGCACUAUGAUUGAGGCCUUAGACGAUAUUGAGAGGGACCUUGAGGCGGGGUUGACUCAUGGCCAGAGAAGGUAUGAGAGGGAUGAAUGGUUGCCGGGGAUCGUCGUUGGCGAACGCUGA